AAUAUAGAUCCGGCCUGAGCUUAGCUGCGGUCACUCCUAGCUGCUCAGCAAACACCACUGAGGUUCUUGGGAAAAAAUAUCUCAAGGUAAAAUAGAAACAGAAAAAAUAAUGUCAGAGCACAGCAGGAAUUCAGAUCAAGAAGAACUCCUUGAUGAAGAGCUUAAUGAAGAUGAAAUUUUGGCCAACUUAUCCCCCGAAGAACUGAAGGAACUGCAAUCGGAAAUGGAAGUCAUGGCCCCUGACCCUAGCCUUCCCGUGGGAAUGAUUCAAAAAGAUCAAACCGACAAGCCACCAACAGGAAACUUUGAUCACAAAUCUCUUGUUGAUUAUAUGUAUUGGGAAAAGGCAUCUAGGCGCAUGCUGGAAGAUGAACGUGUUCCUGUCACCUUUGUGAAAUCUGAGGAAAAGACUCAAGAACAGCAUGAAGAAAUAGACGAAGGUAAUAAAAAUAUGGCCCGAUUUUUCAAAGAAAAGCUCAAUAAUGAAAUAGCUGCAAAUAGAAGAGAAUCAAAGGGCAGCAACAGUGUCCAAGAAACGGAUGAUGAUAAUGAAGAUGAUGAAGAGGAAGAUGGUGAAGACAGUGAUGAAAACACAAAAGGAGAGGAGGAAGAUGGAGCAAAGGAACAAAUCAGAAAUUAUAACAGCAAUUGUCAGCAAGUAACUCAUAAAGCACUCGACGAGCAGAGAGACAGACCAGAGGCCCAGGAAAAAAGUGAGAAAAAAAUAUCAAAAUUAGAUCCCAAGAAGUUAGCUUUAGAUACCAGUUUUUUGAAAGUAAGUGCAAGGCCUUCUGGAAACCAAACAAAUCUAGAUGGGAGCUUGAGGAGAGUUCGACAAAAUGAUCCUGAUAUGAAGGAACUUAACCUGAACAACAUUGAAAACAUCCCCAAAGAAAUGCUACUCGAUUUUGUCAAUGCAAUGAAGAAAAACAAACACAUCAAAACGUUCAGCUUAGCAAAUGUAGGUGCAGAUGAGAGUAUCGCCUUUGCUUUGGCUAACAUGUUGCGUGAAAAUAGGAGCAUCACCACUCUCAACAUUGAAUCCAAUUUCAUCACAGGUAAAGGAAUUGUGGCCAUCAUGAGGUGUCUCCAGUUUAAUGAGACCCUCACUGAACUUCGGUUUCACAAUCAGAGGCACAUGUUGGGGCACCAUGCUGAAAUGGAAAUAGCCAGGCUUUUGAAGGCAAAUACCACUCUCCUGAAGAUGGGCUACCAUUUUGAACUCCCCGGUCCCAGAAUGGUGGUCACUAAUCUGCUCACCAGGAAUCAGGAUAAACAAAGGCAGAAGAGACAAGAAGAACAAAAACAGCAGCAACUCAAAGAGCAGAGAAAGCUGAUAGCCAUGUUGGAGAAUGGGUUGGGGCUGCCUCCUGGGAUGUGGGAGAUGUUAGGAGGACCCAUGCCAGAUUCCAGCAUGCAGGAGUUUUUCCAGCCGCCUCCUCGGCCUCCCAACCCUCAAGCUGUCCCCUGUAGUCACCACAAUGAAAUGAUGAAAAAGCCAUUGCAGCCCCCACAGUGCAGGACAGACCCUGACUCCUUCCGGGUGGUGAAGCUGAAGAGAAUCCAGCGCAAAUCUCGGAUGCCUGAAGUCAGAGAAUCCCCCGAGAAAACCAACCUCAAAGAUGUAAUCAAAACACUCAAACCAGUGCCGAGAAAUAGGCCACCCCCAUUGGUGGAAAUCACUCCCAGAGAUCAACUCUUGAACGACAUUCGUCACAGCAAUGUCGCCUAUCUGAAACCUGUGCAGCUGCCAAAAGAACUGGAGUAAGAGGCAACGGAAUCAUCCAGAAGAAAAGGAAAUUGAAAUAAUGACUCGAAUCAGAGCAUGGAGAUUAUUUCAGCAGUAUUACUUCUGGAUACAGGUGGCAGAACUAGAAACAAUGCUAACAUCUGAUAGGGGUAUUUGUAAAAGGCAGAAUGUUUGGGCCACGACAAAAUAGAAGAGGAAAGCAGAAGGAGAUAAAAUAUCCAGAGGCCACAUUUUCUACUUCCAGUCAAUUUGAGUGACUUAGAUGAAAUUUAGUUGUGUUUCCAGAAGCUGAAGUUAAAAUGUUUUGUGGGGAAACAUUCACUUUACUUUUGCUUUCUUCUGGUAAAUAACAAUAAACAAGACGAAAGUGUUAACUAUCAUGAUGCCAUUUUUUAUCCUUCCAUUUCCUCUGUAUUCAUUACAAAG
Carlito syrichta (Philippine tarsier) is the source of this 2176-nucleotide messenger RNA. RefSeq names its product leiomodin 3 (gene LMOD3). Bases 110 to 1768 code for a protein of 552 amino acids. Gene Ontology annotation, molecular function: tropomyosin binding. Gene Ontology annotation, biological process: muscle contraction; myofibril assembly; pointed-end actin filament capping. The record is from RefSeq and is a predicted model, not a curated record. NCBI's taxonomy places the organism in Eukaryota, Metazoa, Chordata, Mammalia, Primates, Tarsiidae. The transcript has 4 exons. Gene Ontology annotation, cellular component: myofibril; striated muscle thin filament.